Molecule: messenger RNA, 791 nt
Organism: Fusarium venenatum
Lineage: Eukaryota; Fungi; Ascomycota; Sordariomycetes; Hypocreales; Nectriaceae
Source: RefSeq, a predicted model, not a curated record
CCCCACACCAUUUUCCAACCGAGCCUCAACGUGAAGAUCAAAGCGAGGAUCAAAGCAAUCAAAUGAAGGACCAUAGCGACAAUGAGGAGUUCUAUGGAGAUCGCCUUUUCAGAUACGUAUUCGACCAAGGGCAACAAGAACCCCGUUUUCUCAUAUUCCGAGGCCUCCAACUAAUGAAUAUCUUCAACAUGCAGAAUGACUUGGCCAGGCUAAUAAAACACGACUAUGACAACAAAGACCGCAGAACCCCAGCAGAUACUCUCGGGCCAUAUCAUCGUGAUACUCAUUGUCCACUAACACACCGCCCCAUUGCAAAUGCAAUCCGCGAUUAUGAAUACUUGACCCGCCUGACCCCCAUCACCGGCCCUCAAGCCCGACGUGGUCGUCUCGACCUAGAACGCGCUCCGGCUAUCGUCAUUUCGCCGACCCCUCCCACCGAUAACCUUUGCGAAGUUCUAAAGCGCCAUCUCCCUUUCUCAAUGACCAACGUAAACCACGACUACCAGAACCGUACAAAGAAAUAUUUCAAUAACGAGCCUCCUGAACAGGUAUCUCCGAUGGUGGAUCUAGCCAGGUUUUUGGUAGUAUUCUUGGGGGGAUCAAUGCUGGUCGUGCCGAUGCUGGUUAUGCGGCUGCCAGAGGUUACGGUUGUAAAGAGCUUAGUGACGGUGAGUAUUUCGGUUUUUGCAAUUGCGGGUGCCUUGUCUAUUUUCUCCAAGGCAAGUUAUACUGAGACAAUGGUUGCAACGUAUGCGGCGGUAUUGGUGGUCUUUGUCGGGGUUUCGGACUAA